Messenger RNA from Aspergillus steynii IBT 23096, 2539 nucleotides. Its product is annotated as OPT family oligopeptide transporter. The transcript has 3 exons. The record is from RefSeq and is a predicted model, not a curated record. NCBI's taxonomy places the organism in Eukaryota, Fungi, Ascomycota, Eurotiomycetes, Eurotiales, Aspergillaceae. Gene Ontology annotation, molecular function: oligopeptide transmembrane transporter activity. Gene Ontology annotation, cellular component: fungal-type vacuole membrane. Bases 1 to 2313 code for a protein of 770 amino acids.
AUGCCGGGCAAUGCCGCCAAUGCCGACAAUGCCAGAUUCUCGCCCUCAGCUCCCGCGCCUCAGAGCUUUACCCCGCGGUCCCUCCUCGUGGGCUUGAUCAUUGGCGCCCUGAUCACUUUCUCCAACACCUACUUCGGCCUGCAGACAGGAUGGAUCAGUACAAUGGCCAUGCCGUCGGCCCUGAUAGGCUUCUCCGUCUUCAAGGUCUUCUCCAAAUACCUAUCCUAUCCGUUCACUCCCAUCGAAAAUGUCCUUAUUCAAACGGUAGCAGGCGCGGUCGGGACAAUGCCGUUGGGUUGUGGGUUCGUCGGGGUGAUACCCGCGUUGGAAUUCCUGAUAAGGGACGGAGAGGAUGGACCCUCUGGGGAUGGAGGUACCGGAGAGGGAGGACCGCUUAAGCUCAAUUUCGGGAAGCUGGUCCUUUGGAGUCUGGGGGUGUGUUUGUUUGGUGUUGUCUUUGCCGUUCCCCUGCGGAAGGAGGUGAUUGUUCGAGAGAAACUGAAGUUUCCCAGCGGAACGGCUUCUGCUCUCAUGCUGAGAGUUCUCCAUGGAAGUGGCCAGAACGAUGAGAAAGCAAAGACCGGGUUUCGCCACUCCGCGAGAUCCCAACGAGACGAGGAGGAGGAGCCGCUGGUUUCGCGAGAACCUGACGAGAGUGGCACAUUGCUGAAACAGGAUGAUUCUGCGGAUCGAAUCGAUGACAAGAAGGAUUGGAGAUCGAAGAUGCGCCUUCUGGUCGGAGCCUUUGCUGUUUCGGGUGUUUAUACGCUUUUCUCUUACUUUGUCCCUCAAGUGCGUGAUAUUCCUAUAUUUGGGCUUUCUCUCGCCCAGAAUUGGCUAUGGACCCUCAACCCGUCUCCGGCCUAUGUCGGACAAGGUAUCAUCAUGGGCCCUUCGACGUGUAUGCACAUGCUCUUCGGGGCUGUGCUAGGCUGGGGUAUUCUUUCUCCUCUUGCAAAAGCCCGCGGCUGGGCUCCUGGACCGGUAGACAGCUGGGAGGAUGGAAGCAAAGCAUGGAUUGUCUGGGUCUCCUUGGCAAUUAUGCUCGCAGACUCCAUUGUCAGUCUUGGCUGGUUGGUGCUCAAACCCCUAGUUGCGCGUGCGCCUGCUCUCAGAGCGAGGUUCUUCUCGAGUGAUGUUGGUCGCUGGGUCGCAUCAAAAGCGCCAGCCACCUCGACCCGUCAUCACUAUUUCAGUUAUUCGGCUUUAAGUCCGAUCUCUGAGGAACCUUCGUCCAUUCAAAGCCAGCCCGCAUUGUCUACCGGGAGACGGAGCGAAGCUAGUGAUGACGACGAGGAUGCGCCCCCUUCCCAACUGAUCUCUACACGAACUGUCAUAAUUUUGCUCCCUCUAACCUUGAUACUCAAUGUGGUCUGCAUGCACUUUGUCUUCGGGGAUGUAAUGUCCCCCUUACUUUCAAGUCUGGCCACGUUGCUUGCUGUCCUGCUUUCAAUAAUGGGUGUUCGUGCUCUCGGUGAGACCGAUCUGAACCCGGUCUCUGGCAUCAGCAAAUUGACCCAAUUGCUGUUUUCCCUCGCGACUCCGGCAUCUCACUUCUCGCGACGUACCGCACUCGUUACGAACCUCCUUGCGGGCGCGGUCUCCGAAUCGGGUGCUCUGCAGGCCGGGGACAUGAUGCAGGAUUUGAAGACGGGUCAUCUACUUGGCGCUAGCCCCAAGGCCCAAUUCUACGGGCAAAUGAUUGGCAGUUUGGCCGGUGCCGUGCUUUCGACCGCCGUUUACAAGAUGUACGUGAAUGUCUACGAGGUGCCGGGCCCUAUGUUCCAGACCCCUACUGCGUACGUCUGGAUCUUUACAGCGCGCCUCGUCACAGGCCAGGGCCUACCACCCAUGGCCUGGCAGGCCUCCUUGCUGGCCGGCAUCGCCUUCGUGGCGGUCACCAUUGUCCGCAUCGUCGCCGCCUCUCCCGUCGCGAACGGCGGCCAACGCGGCGUCACCGCACCCUGGCGCGCGUGGGUCCCCGGAGGCAUCGCCGUCGCCGUCGGCAUAUUCAACGUCCCGUCAUUCACUCUCGCGCGAGCCAUCGGCGGCGUGAUCGCCUGGUGGUGGUCUCGACGUCACGCAAAGGCCGCGGAAUCCUCCGAGAUGGGACCCCCAACUCAACGGGCCGCUGGCUCAUCAGACCCUACCACCAGCGGCGAGGCACACCACGGCCCAUCUGAGCAGACGACCCACGACGCCGACGUUGCGUCGUCGACCGUCGUCGUCCUAGCCUCGGGGUUGAUCCUGGGCGAAGGGAUCAUUAGCAUUGUCAAUCUCCUUCUCGCCAGUGGAGGAGUGCCCCAUUUGUAGAAGUGAAUAGACCGGUUCUGUGUUUCGUGUCUAUUUCAGCCAUUUGGAACGAUUUUGUCAUGACUGUUUGUUGUUCGGUUAAUCAUGGUUUUAAACAAAAGCGAGGACGGGUAAGUCCCGUCCUGUCAAUGUUGGCGAAUGCAUAUUUUAUAACCCUUAAGCGCACAAGCCCUAAAUCCACACAGGUAAAUAUAUGAGUACAUAUAUAUCACACCAUGUUCCAUAU